AUGCCGGCUGGCCCUCACCGGCGCCGCGAGAAGAGAGACGUCUCAUUCCUGGGUCCUCCUCCCUGUCCGUCGUCUUCUGCGUCGUCUUCGUCUUGCGGUUUGCCCUCCCUUGUCGUCUUUUCGUCUUUCUUCGAGCAAGGAAAAACAUCUCGGUCACAUGACCUGGCUACUAAAACUACUUCCAAGGCCAUCUCCAUCUCUGAACUGUAUACAUCUCGAAGAACCGACGGCGAUGGAGACGACAGGACGACAAGAGAAGCCAAAGAAAAGCAAGGAGACGGCAUAGACAUCACAAAGGGAACACAGGGGGAACCAGGAGAAGCGGCCCUCGCUGCGGGAUAA
This is a messenger RNA of Trichophyton benhamiae CBS 112371, 342 nucleotides long. RefSeq lists its product as uncharacterized. The coding region runs from base 1 to 342 and encodes 113 amino acids. The transcript has a single exon. NCBI's taxonomy places the organism in Eukaryota, Fungi, Ascomycota, Eurotiomycetes, Onygenales, Arthrodermataceae. The record is from RefSeq and is a predicted model, not a curated record.